Messenger RNA from Cyclocybe aegerita, 672 nucleotides. NCBI's taxonomy places the organism in Eukaryota, Fungi, Basidiomycota, Agaricomycetes, Agaricales, Hemipholiotaceae. The record is from the annotation of a GenBank genome assembly.
AUGCAUUCUCGUCUGUCAGAAGUUGGGAAGUCAGAAGUUGGGAAGUCAGUCGAGUUGCCGCAGCCUUGGCGAGGUGCGCCACAGUCGGUUCCAGAUCAUGACCAUAACUGGAUAUCGGCGUCGGACCGUCCCGAAUCGGAGUCUGUAAUCGAAACCUUGUUUUCACAGCUAGCAAGCCACCUCGGAAUUUCCCGGCCCCUCACAAUUUCGUCCACCGUCGUCCAAACAGUCGUAAUCAAGAGCUCGUCGCCGUUCAUCAAGAUGGUUAAAGUAUACAAACCCGGCAAGGUCGCCAUCGUUCUCCAAGGCCGUCAAGCCGGCAAAAAGGUCGUCGUCAUCAGGCAGCUGGAUGAAGGCACCAAGGAGAUUCCUUUCCCUCACGCUAUCGUCGCUGGCGUCGAGCGUUACCCCCGCAAAGUGACGAGACGUAUGGGCCAAAAGAAGGUGGCGCACAGGAGCAAGGUUAAGCCCUUCAUCAAGAUCAUCAACUACUCCCACCUUUUCCCUACGCGCUACGCCCUCGAGCUGGAAGGCCUCAAGAACUCCGUGUCGGCUGAUACCUUCAAGGAGCCAUCACAACGGGAGGCCGCGAAGAAGACGAUCAAGAAGCUGCUGGAGGAUCGCUAUAUAAGUGGGAAGAACAAGUGGUUCUUCCAACCUCUGAGAUUCUAG